UAGCAACAGAUUGUUACAAUAUGGAUGAUGUGUGAAUGAAAACAACAAUUUAAAACAGGAAUAAUCUAACGCAUAAAUAUGGAUCAGUUUGGCACAUUAGAAUUAUCGUGGGCUCAAGGCAUUACAGGAACUGAAGCACACUACAUUGACAACGAUGUUGUUUGUUAUCAGUGUGGAAAGAAUGUAAAGUUUUUGUCUGUGAAUGGAAAAGAACAGACUUUUGGUUUUAAAGGGGAAGGUCAAGGACCAAUUGCUGUACAUGAGAUUAACAAACAUUUCGCUGUUGCUGAACAUUGCUUGAACCCAAAGAUUUUCAUUUUUGAUUACAAUGGAUUCAAAGAUGUAGCAGUGUUAACUGGUGGAGCACAACUUGAGUUUCAGAUAAUUGCCUUUUCUGCCAGUGAAUAUUUUGCAAGUAUUUCUGGAAUUCCUGAUUUUGAACUUGUUUUAUGGAAAUAUCGGACAGGAGAAAGGUUGGCGUCAGUGCAGCUCAGCUCUAUUUCCCCAACCAGCAUUGGCUUCAACCCUGCCAACUGGCGCCAGAUCUGUGUGACAACAUCCAAUGAGAUAACAAUCUGGCAGACUGAACAAUCGCAUGACAUAUACCUCUUAGAGUCACAAAAGAUCAAGUUACCAGCCGAAGACCCGAGCCUUGCUGAUGAAAUGAAAGACGACAUGCAAUCGAGAUCAUCAACUCGUGCGUCACGCUACACAGUCGAAAUGCCGAAAGCUGCAAUUGCAGGACUGGUUGGGGAAAUGGCAGAGAAACUCGAUGAAAUCCAGGAUCCAAUUGACCGGGUCAAACCAGUGUCUCACACAUGGGCAACUAAUGGCGACAUCUAUAUUGGUUGCAAAGGGGGACAACUUGUGAAGGUGGAUGGAGAUCAGUUUAGAGCCAAGGUGUUGUAUUACCCACCACCUCCCCCGAGUCUGGCAUCGUCCGGCCCUCCCAGCGCUCACAAGAGCAGGUCCGAUGUUCAGGCCAGCCAGUCAGGAGUCACUACUGACAGGAGCAAGUCUAACCUUCAUGACACACCUUCCAGCAUUCCUAGCGCACGACUCGAAGACAUAUCUUUUGAUCAGCCAAAGAGUGCGGUGCUGGCUGGCAGUCUCAAUGCCAUUGGCUACCACAAAAAGGGCUUGUUUGCAGCAGGGGAAGAUGGUAUUAUCAGGAACAUUGACCUUCAGCACGAAGAACUGCAAGUGACAGAAGAACGUACAAUUGGUGCCCCCAUCACUUCCAUAUGCUUCUCACGGACUUACACUCAUCUCGUGGCAUUCUCACCUCGAGGUGGGCUGUAUCUUUAUGCAGUUGAGAAUCCUGAGGAUAUGAGAUGCAUGAAACAUGUGCACCCUGGCAACUUCAUUGGUUUGUCUCCACUGGCUGCCUGUUCUGAUGUAUGUGUGAGUUGUAAAGAAGAUGGUGUACUACAAGCAUGGAAUAUAAAAAAAGGAAAUUUAUUGUCUCGACUGUAUUUGGAUAUAGAGGCGACAGUGAUUGCAUGCAGCCCGUUUUGCCAGUUUGCUGUGGUUGGGAGUAAGUCUGGAUACCUCGUCUUUGUGGACUACAACUCGGUGGAAAACCCGCGCAUCAUUCACAGCAUUCGACUCUUUUCAGGACCAGUCUCUCAUCUCACGUUUGAAGAAGAUGGUCAGUUCUUUUUUGUAGCUUCUGAUACGGAGCAUGUUCUGGUCGUGGAUGGACAUCCUUCAAAGAAAUUUGAAAUUUUGGGAUACACAGUUGUUAGGGGAAACAUAGAAGCACUGUCGAGCUACACCAGUGGUAAAGAUAUCCAGGUUGUAGUUACGACCAACCAGAAAAAAGCUGACGACAAGAAGCCUGGAGCGAAUGAGCUGACCGUGUUUACCAUCACUCCACAGCUACUCAGAAAUAUUCAUGUGAGUUACAGCAGUCUGAGACAUGACUUCAAGGAUGAGUUUAUUAACCGGAUGGACCUCCACUUGGUCGUUCCUUCCUAUAGUGUGGCUCUCGGCGAAGGGAACCGGAUAUACACCAUUAGUCAGGCCACUAAGAAGAUCUGUUCAGUUGCUCUACCAGAGGUCAAACCAAAGAGGAUAAAUGGUCCCGAUUCAUACCUUGGUCCUGAACAUGAGGUCCCUGGCCAUCAGUUGCCUGGAGGAGCUGUUGCCUUGUCCCCUCAUAAGAAGUGGCUGGCAUCUUUUGGUCCUGAUGGCUCUGUGAUGUUUCGAGCGACUGGCAGUGUGGAAAAUGGCUUAUUUGUAUAUGACAAUGAUGAUCAAAUAGGUGACACAAAUGAUCGUUUUGUGAAAAUCACUCCUCACGAGUUCCGCCAUGGAGGUGUGAGGUUUGCAGCCUUCUCUGAAGACUGCCACUAUGUCUUUACAUCAGGUUACGAUGAAAUUCUUACGUGCUACAAGUGGAAUUUCACAGCCACAGGUCAGUCAAAGGUGAAGACAGCUGUCGAGGUUGCCAAGGCUCGUAAAAUGAGGCUACUCAAACCCCAAACGGAGGAGAACACAGCUCUUAAAGAGUGGCAGGACUGGACGUCCCCUCGUUGCAAAUCACGCACUGCCUCAGCAUUUGAAAAACAAGAGAAGGAGAGAAUUCAGACUAAAAAACAGCAGGCCAUUGACGAUGAUGAAAUCUUCCAAACACCGACACCAGUACCCGGUCCGGAUGCCACAUGGCUGGAAGAACAAGAGCUUACGGCUAAUCUAGAUGAAAGUGUACAGUACAAAAUACUGAAGAAAGACAUACGAAUGCAACUCAGGGAUAUCAGAAAACAAAUUCAGAAAAUGAUAGCAAGUAAUGAAGAACUGCCAAACAUUGAGAAACUUGGACGACAUGAAUUUGAUUUGGAUAUGGAUGAACAGACUAAACUACAGGCCGAGGGUGACGCAGAAGUCAUGAGGGUCAAAGAAAACAUUGAGUUUGAAAAUUUGGCCAAGAUAUAUUUAAGGGAAAUGAUCAAGAAAGAAUGCUGGGAUCAAAUGAAGGUCAAAGGUCGAUCUUUGCUGUCGUUCAAUUCCUCACUUGAAGUGUCAAACUUUCCAAUGAGAGAAAUAUCGCAAGCCGUAUUGGAGCAGUUAAAAAUAGCAGUUGUUCGCAGAAGGAUGGAAGUGAAUGAGGCGUUGGUGAGGAAGCAAGAAGUGGAGAUAGGCUUGAAGGCAUUGCCAUCUUUUUUUAGCGUCAAGUCAAUAACAACCAUUGCUGACUUAGAUGAUGACCAGAAUGAAGGUGAAGAGGAUGAUGAUAAAACUGAGAAACCAUCCACGACAGGAAGUCUCGGUGCACAGUAUGGUGGGGGGAAUGACUUGUUCUACAGCCAGUUUGAACUACACACACGGGAACAGAAGAUAACACAAAUUAUUUUACUUCAGGAUGCCAUUCAUCGGAUCAAGACUGCGUUCAAUACAGAGUUCAGCGAGGUGUUCCAGAAGAAGGAACAGGAGAUGGCUAAGAUCAAGGACAAGAACAAGCGCAUCAAGAAGAUCAUGGAGGACCUUGACUUACAGGAGCCCAUGGUCGUACCUGAGCUGUGUGCGGCCGAGAAACCAGAGAUGUUGCUCACAGUCAAGGACUCUGAGGUGAAAGUUGAGAAAUAUAUGACCCCCGAACAGCGUAAGAAGUUUGAGGAACAGAAGAAAGUAGAGGAAGAGCGACGUUUACGUGAGAGGGUGGACAAUGCACGGGAACGAGCCCUUGAGAUGAUGAUGGGCGGAGUUCUUGAAGUCAAGAAAGAAGACGAAUUGAAGAAGGAUAUUCCCAAGCCACAGUUUAUGCUGAACAAGAAUGAAAGUGAGUGGACAGAAGAGGAACAGAAACUGUUCAAGGAGUACGAAAAGAAAGUGAAAGACCUGCAGGAAGAGAGAGAGAAAUACAGAAAGCAACUGGAGACAGAGCUGCGUAAACUGCAAGCCAUGAUCUGUGACGGCAUGGCUGGUUUUGAUGAUACACUCAACCAGCUUUUCUUGAGGAAGAUAAAAAUCAUGAUGGUCAUCUAUCAGGAAGAGUUGAAAAUUAAUCGCCUGCGGUUCUCUUUGCUGCUGGAGGAGGAACUGGAAGUGAGACAACUGGAGCUGAACAGACUUCUAACUCACAAGCGACAGAUGAAGCAUUUGGCCUACGAGGCAUAUACUGAGUCAAAGAAAAAUGUGGACAAUUUCCGUGAUGAAUAUGACAUUUUGACAGCUGAGGACAAAGUUCUUGACAAGUCGUUCAAGCGUGAGUUUCCCGAUGUUUCAGCAACCAUGUUGGACCACCUUGCCAGGCUGUUCAGGAAGAGACCCAGAGGACAAAAGUACAAGAGUGCUGAACCAUUGGAAUCUACAGAAAACCCGUUUGUAGACCGCCCUUCAACGGCCAAGCAAAUGGCUCAUGCCAACAAAGUGCUGGAGGCUGCACUAGUUGAAAUGGACAAGGAGUCGAACAUGCCUGAAGGUCUCGAUCUCAGCACCUGGCAGAGGUUUUGUAAAUACAGACGAGACAAGAUCUACAGUGAACAGUUGGUGAAGUCUAAAGCUCUUGUUCUUGCUGAGAUGAAUGCUUUCUUGCAAAAACGACAGGAUGAAGAUGAAAGUCUCAAGAAUGAAAUGGAUAAUUUAAUUGAGGACAUUAAAACAUUGAAAGACGACAAACAACGGUUUAUUCUGAAUCUGGAGGUGCAGCUGCUGUUGAAACAAGGUCAGGUGGAGAUUGAGAUGACCAAGUUCGUCCCUGAUUACCGCUCUAGUGUUCUCCUUCACAGAUCUGUCGUAGAAGAACUCAAUGGAACAAUAAAGCAACUUGGAGAAAGUAAGAUCACAAGCAUGGUUGAAAGCAAAGACUUUAGGAAAGGCAUCAUUCAGUUGGAAUGGGAGCACAAGAGAAUGUUGAUGCAGGUGGCUGACCUUCAGAACAAGAUGAAGGACAUCCAGUUUAUGAAAGUCACCCGAGAAAUCCAAGCAUUUUUGAAUGAGGAUGAUUAUGAUCAGAAGAAAGCCCAAGAAAUUACAACCCUUGAAAAUACCAUUGUGAUGUUGAAGAAACACCAUGAAAAGAAUUUAGAGGAGAAGAAGAAGAUUUUGAAAGAGCUAAAUAAGAUGACCUAUCAGAAACAGAAUAACAACUCUGGACUGUCGAUGCAGCUCCAAGAUAUCAAUGUUUCUGUGCAUGAAAGAGUUCACAUUGAUGAAGUCAAUGCUGAGAAACGUAAGGAUACUGGAGCCGAGAAGCGGUACCAGGAGAUAGUUCAGAGAAGGAAGCUGGUCGACUUGGCCAAGGCUCAGGCCCAGGAGGUGGCCGUUUUACGAGCAGAGGUGGAGCGACUGCGAAUGAGGACAUUCCCGGCAUUAGUGCAAGUAGAACACUGACAGCGCCAUGUGUGUGACAACAUUUACAAUCAUGGUGACUCAAUUGCUGUUUUAGCUGUUAAGCACAACUUGUAUACUGUGAUCCAUUUACAUCAGGGAAUUCAAUGAAGGCCCAACUAGACAUUAAUUUUUUAUGUUCAAGUUUUGCAUGCAUUAUAAUCAUUACAUAUUACUUUCUGAUUAUUUACAAGAAUGGACCAACUCCACUUUUUAAAGGUAGUUGUGAAAUACAGAUUUAUGGCUGCACUUACAGAAAUAAAAGACAACAACCUGUCUUCCUGUAAAAUUUUGUACUGUGGAGUUGUGUCCUUAUUUAAUUCACUGAUUCAAUUUGUUUAUCUGACUGACUAAUUUUCAAAUCUAAAGACUAGAUUUUGAUGGAUUUUUGUUCUGACAUUUGAAGUGGAUAUUUUUUCUCUUUUUUAAAACAUAGGCAAGAAGUGUAUAGUGCUUAUUACACAAUUUACAACAGUAUUACUACACUCUGAAGUAUUUUUGUUUACCAAACCUACAUGUAGUUUGAAAUAUGAAUCUGUCUUUGUAGCUAGCUAUCAUUCUCUGUAACAUAAGCAAACUUUUUUUCUUGUUAAACUUAAAUAGCAAGAUUUUUUAUUUUUGUUAAAAAUAACAGUACAAUUAAAACAAUAGUUCAUAAAAAUACAGCAUUUGAAAUGAUGAAUAUAUACAUAAUAAUAGAUCAUCAGAACUGAAACAAAUUGUAUUUGUGUCAGUAUAUUAAGCGAAACUAGACUGACCAUUUAAUAUGUUCUUAUCUCAAGUGAAAAUCAUUCCAUGACUUUAAGGCAACAAGAAACUGAAAAUUUAAUACAUUUUUCAUCUUCAAUUGUAAAAAAAACCCCACAAAUCAUGUUGCUUUCAACUGAUGUGGCAAAAAAUAAGAAAAACUUGUGACCAUCAUCAAUAGUUUUUAUCCACCACGAUUUAUACACACAUUAAAAAUUACUUGCAUUCAUCACACAAUAACGUUAGUUCUUCCACACACUUACAUGCACUGAAAAUUAUAUUUAUAUACUUCUAUUACAUGAAAAGAAGCCCUUUCUAAGUACUUAAAAAUAUCUAAAUGUUAAAAAAAAAAAAAAAAAUUCCCCUCCAUUGCUGUUUUGAAAAAUAAUAAUCCGAGAAUCAAUAUCUUUUUUUUUUUUUCAUGGCCUUAAAUGUUUUUCAAAUUAUUAUUUGCUUGUGAUAUGUAAUCCGUCCAUUAUUGUGACGACUGUGAUGAAAAUGUUAUUAAACAAGUGUUUAUUAUUUAAUUUUAUAAAGGUUUUAUUUAUGUGUUUUAUUCACAUGCAAUCUAAUUUAAACUAAAUGUUUAUAUUUGAUUUGUUCUUUGUCAAGUAUUCACAAUGUAAUACAUUUCAAUAAAGUAUUAUCUAAUUUU
Molecule: messenger RNA, 6733 nt
Organism: Gigantopelta aegis
Lineage: Eukaryota; Metazoa; Mollusca; Gastropoda; Neomphalida; Peltospiridae
Product: cilia- and flagella-associated protein 43-like
Exons: 40
Coding region: 79-5334 (1751 amino acids)
Biological process (GO): cilium assembly
Cellular component (GO): axoneme
Molecular function (GO): protein binding
Source: RefSeq, a predicted model, not a curated record